GAGCAGGUGACUCUGCUGCCGCCAGAUAAAGGAGGGAUGCUGUUAACACUCCUCUUCUACCUGCGAGUGAAAGAAUCGAUCUACCGCCGCGGGGCCAGAAGAUGGAGGAAGCUCUACCGAGUAAACGGACACCUCUUCCAGGCCAAGCGCUUUAACAGGAAAGCGUACUGUGGCCACUGCAGUGAAAGGAUAUGGGGGCUGGGGAGGCAGGGCUACAAGUGUAUCAACUGCAAACUGCUGGUCCAUAAGCGCUGUCACAAACUCGUCCCUCUGACCUGCCAAAGGCAUAUGGAUCCAGUCAUGCCAUCACAGGAGCCCCCUUUAGAUGAGAAGAAUGAAGAGGUGGACCUCCCCCCUGAACACACAGAGGAUACAGAUGGAAUAACUUUCCUACCACACAGUCGCAAAGUGGACAAAGUGGAAGAGGACUCGAAGGACAUCAAAGAGGUGGUGGGCAGGAUCGAUGGUAUCAAGAUCUCCCAGGAGAUGGCGCUGGGCCUGGGGGACUUUGACCUGAUCCGGGUGAUCGGCCGCGGCAGCUACGCCAAGGUGCUGCUGGUGCGACUCAAGAAGAAUGAACAGAUUUACGCCAUGAAGGUGGUCAAGAAGGAACUGGUGCACGACGACGAGGACAUUGACUGGGUGCAGACAGAGAAGCAUGUGUUUGAGCAGGCGUCUACCAAUCCGUUUUUAGUGGGCCUUCACUCCUGCUUUCAGACAGAGAGCCGGUUAUUUCUCGUGAUCGAGUACGUCAACGGAGGGGAUCUGAUGUUUCAUAUGCAACGGCAACGGAAACUACCAGAAGAACAUGCGAGAUUCUAUGCUGCUGAAAUUUGUAUCGCUCUGAAUUUCCUGCACGAAAAGGGAAUCAUCUACCGAGAUUUGAAACUGGACAACGUCCUCUUGGAUCACGAGGGACACAUCAAGCUCACAGACUACGGGAUGUGCAAGGAGGGCAUCAGACCUGGAGACACCACCAGUACAUUCUGUGGAACCCCCAACUAUAUCGGCCCUGAGAUCCUCAGAGGGGAAGACUAUGGGUUCAGUGUUGACUGGUGGGCGUUAGGCGUGCUUAUGUUUGAGAUGAUGGCCGGGAGGUCCCCUUUCGACAUCAUCACCGACAAUCCUGACAUGAAUACCGAGGAGUACCUCUUCCAAGUUAUUCUGGAAAAAACGAUUCGCAUCCCAAGGUCCCUGUCGGUAAAGGCUGCCAGCGUGCUGAAGGGCUUCUUAAACAAGGACCCCAAAGAGCGUCUGGGUUGCCAGGACCAAACGGGCUUCGCUGACAUCAAGUCGCACACGUUUUUCCGCAGUAUAGACUGGGACCAGCUGGAGAAGAAACAGAUGGCCCCGCCUUUCAAGCCCCAGAUCACAGAUGACUAUGGCCUAGAGAACUUUGACACCCAGUUCACCAACGAACCAGUGCAGCUGACGCCGGACGACGAGGACAUCAUCAAGAGAAUAGACCAGUCUGAGUUUGAGGGAUUUGAAUACAUCAACCCCCUGCUGCUAUCCACGGAGGAGUCUGUAUGAGGGGGAGGAGACCUCCUUUUCUUCUCCCACCUGUGUCUGUCUACUGCACCGUCCACCCCCACCCCUCUCUCAGCCAAAUCAAUGAACAACUCCCUCUGGCGAGGAGGAGUGGGAUGGAGGGAGAACAAAGGGAGGACAAGAAAUUCUCGGCUUUGCACGAGGGACGAGGCUCGAGGACACAAAUGCAAAAAGGAGCCUUUUUUCUUUUGUCGUGGAUCUCCCACAAUGGAUUGCAUUAUUUUGUCGCCGUGGAAAAACUCUUUGGAGGUGGUCAACACAACAAAAUAUACAGGAACAUUCUCAAAACUCAGUUGUUGAUUGUCUUCCUGGUUUUUUUGGCUUCGCGGUUUUGAUUGUUUCCCCCAGCAACUCAAUUUCUGUGUCAGCAGCACGGCAGAAAGCAACGUAAUUCUGUGCCUGCCAUUGUAGAACCAACUUUUACAUCCCCCCCGGUGGAAUAUGAAGGUUCUACGACUCAGAACUUAAAUUUAUGUUGUAGGAAGCUUCGCUGCCUCGAGCAAAACAGGAAUGUACAAUGAUGAAGGAAAAAAAUAAUGCUAGAAGUUAUUCUUGUGUAUUCUACUGUAGGUAGCGACUCCAAAUCAAUGCUGUCUUUCUAUCGAUUCAAAAUGGUUCCUUUUAUUCAUGACCAUGGACUUUGUUUAUUUUCUUCAGACAGUUUGAUUUUCAUGAACAAAACUGUUUUUUUUCCCAAUUUUUUUUUAAUUUAAGAAGUGCCUCAAAGAUCUAAUCUACAUCAUGUUUCUGAUUGCACUCAGUGAUUGUUUCCAAUUCCCUUCAGCUGCCUGGGUGGUUGGUCAGUUCCCUUCAGCUGCCUGGUGGGUUGGUCAGUUCCCCUCAGCUGCCUGGUGGGUUGGUCAGUUCCCUUCAGCUGCCUGGGUGGUUGGUCAGUUCCCUUCAGCUGCCUGGGUGGUUGGUCAGUUCCCUUCAGCUGCCUGGUGGGUUGGUCAGUUCCCUUCAGCUGCCUGGGGGUUGGUCAGUUCCCUUCAGCUGCCUGGUGGGUUGGUCAGUUCAUCUCAGCUGCCUGGGUGGUUGGUCAGUUCCCCUCAGCUGCCUAGGUGGUUAGUCAGUUUCCUUCAGCUGUCUGGGGGGUUGGUCAGUUCCCUUCAGCUGUCUGGUGGGUUGGUCAGUUCCAUUCAGCUGCCUGGUGGGUUGGUCAGUUCCAUUCAGCUGCCUGGUGGGUUGGUCAGUUCCAUUCAGCUGCCUGGGUGGUUGGUCAGUUCCAUUCAGCUGCUUGGUGGGUUGGUCAGUUCCAUUCACUGCCUGGUGGGUUGGUCAGUUCCAUUCAGCUGCCUGGGUGGUUGGUCAGUUCCCUUCAGCUGCCUGGGUGGUUGGUCAGUUCCCUUCAGCUGCCUGGUGGGUUGGUCAGUUCCCUUCAGCUGCCUGGUGGGUUGGUCAGUUCCCUUCAGCUGCCUGGUGGGUUGGUCAGUUCCCCUCAGCUGCCUGGUGGUUGGUCAGUUCCAUUCAGCUGCCUGGUGGGUUGGUCAGUUCCAUUCAGUUGCCUGGGUGGUUGGUCAGUUCCAUUCAGCUGCCUGGUGGGUUGGUCAGUUCCAUUCAGCUGCCUGGUGGGUUGGUCAGUUCCCUUCAGCUGCCUGGGUAGUUGGUCAGUUCCCUUCAGCUGCCUGGUGGGUUGGUCAGUUCCAUUCAGUUGCCUGGGUGGUUGGUCAGUUCCAUUCAGUUGCCUGGGUGGUUGGUCAGUUCCAUUCAGCUGCCUGGUGGGUUGGUCAGUUCCAUUCAGCUGCCUGGUGGGUUGGUCAGUUCCCUUCAGCUGCCUGGGUGGUUGGUCAGUUCCCUUCAGCUGCCUGGGUGGUUGGUCAGUUCCCUUCAGCUGCCUGGUGGGUUGGUCAGUUCCAUUCAGCUGCCUGGUGGGUUGGUCAGUUCCAUUCAGCUGCCUGGGUGGUUGGUCAGUUCCCUUCAGCUGCCUGGGUGGUUGGUCAGUUCCCUUCAGCUGCCUGGGUGGUUGGUCAGUUCCCUUCAGCUGCCUGGGUGGUUGGUCAGUUCCCUUCAGCUGCCUGGGUGGUUGGUCAGUUCCCUUCAGCUGCCUGGUGGGUUGGUCAGUUCCCUUCAGCUGCCUGGGUGGUUGGUCAGUUCCCUUCAGCUGCCUGGUGGGUUGGUCAGUUCCCUUCAGCUGCCUGGGUGGUUGGUCAGUUC
Oncorhynchus tshawytscha (Chinook salmon) is the source of this 3705-nucleotide messenger RNA. RefSeq names its product protein kinase C zeta type-like. Bases 37 to 1533 code for a protein of 498 amino acids. Lineage: Eukaryota; Metazoa; Chordata; Actinopteri; Salmoniformes; Salmonidae. The record is from RefSeq and is a predicted model, not a curated record. Gene Ontology annotation, biological process: protein phosphorylation. The transcript has 15 exons. Gene Ontology annotation, molecular function: ATP binding; protein serine/threonine kinase activity.